Molecule: messenger RNA, 955 nt
Organism: Hypoxylon trugodes
Lineage: Eukaryota; Fungi; Ascomycota; Sordariomycetes; Xylariales; Hypoxylaceae
Exons: 3
Coding region: 201-797 (198 amino acids)
Source: RefSeq, a predicted model, not a curated record
AAGAAGCUCGCCAGAAAUUCAGGAGCUAGCCCUUGAGUGACUCUCGCGUAGUCGCCCCAAAGACCUAGUUGGAACGAGAUCGCUUAUGGGAUGCUUGGACGAUUUACUUUCAAGAUGUUCAUGAUAUCGAUCCCGAUAGUAUUUGGAUUAGCCUCUGUGAGGGUGAUGAUGUCUCAUACUAUAUACGCGAGUUUUUUGCCAUGUACAUCGAGAAUUCUACCUUCGAACGACCCUGCCUCGGACCCGAAGAAUAUAAGAAGAUACGGGGCCUCAAUUCGGCCGUUUCAACUGAGAAUAUGUGGAAAACACUGAUUGGGAAAGCCGAAGCUGGCGUCCUUCAGCGGAAGAGGAGGGAAGAUCCUGCAAAUAGGGACAAGUGGUCUUUAUUUGCGAAAAAACGCCGCCAUGGGCCUUUGUAUGAAAUUUUCAAGUGGAUCGGGGAAGGGGCGUCUAUAGAACACAAUCUUACCCGCCGACAGACCUUCGAGAAGAAGGAAAUGACGCCGGAAGAUAUAAUGGUCUUACUUGGGACGCUUUGGAAAGAAGCAAGGCACAUCCCCUGCACUCCACAGACACGCAUAGCCUUUCAUGGCGCCGUUCUCGUCGCUGGUAUCGGAGGGUUUCGGCCUGGGGAGGUGAUGAAUCUCACUUAUGGACAAGUCGCUUUUGAGGUUGUGCGAGACCCCCUCAACCCUUCUAAGAGAAGACUGGUUGCAGCGAUUACGAUUGUACACAAUAAGCAGAGAGUGACUCUGGUCGAGCAUACCCAACACAGAGUGUACGUUUCAUUUAUGUAGUGCCUCGGCGUCUAGUUUCAGUAGCGGCCCAGGCUUGAUAUUCGGAUAGGGCAAAUGGGUUCGUACUGCUACUAGCCUCGCCAUCCUUUGGGAUUUUGGAACGUGUUCGUGAACUCAUGAUGCGUGGCGACGCCAAAAAAAAAAAAAAAAAAACCCAG